AUGGCCAUACCCGACACAUACCGCGCCUUCCGCCGCACCAAAGGCGACUAUCCACUCUCCAUCACACAAACCACCGAAAAGGUCCCACAAUCUCUCGGUCCGCGCGAUGUGCUCAUCCGCAUCCGUGCCGUGUCCCUCAAUUUCCGCGAUGUCGCAAUGCUGCAGGAAGGGCGCUACCCCGCGCCCGUCGAACCAGAAGGUAUACCUGCAUCCGACUGCGCCGCAGAGGUUGUUGCGGUCGGGGAGCAGGUGACGAAAUUUGCCGUUGGCGAUCGCGUCGCGCCUACGUUCAACGUGGCGCAUUUGGAGGACAAUGACGACAUUGGAUUGGCAGCUUUGGGUGGCGAUGUUGCAGGUGUUUUGAGGGAGUAUGCGGUGUUUGAAGAAAAAGUAUUGGUGAAGUUGCCGGCGCAUCUAUCCUGGGAGGAGGCCGCGACAAUCACAUGUGCCGGUGUGACAGCUUGGACGGCGUUGAAUUCGCUCAAGGGUGUGAGAGAUGGCUCUAGCGCUUUGCUACAGGGCACUGGCGGCGUCAGUAUGUUCGCGCUUCUGAUCUGCGUUGCAGCCGGAAUCAAACCCAUCAUCACUUCCUCUUCCGAUGAGAAGCUCGAGGCCAUUAAGAAGCUCAGCUCCAGUGUUGAAGGAAUCAACUACAAGAAGCACACAGAUGUAGCUGCUGAAGCGCUGCGCCUCACAGCGGACAAAGGGGUAGAUUUUGUCAUAAACAACACCGGUGCGGCUUCUUUGCCUUCCGACUUGGCAGCGCUGCGGAAAAGGCACGGCACCGUCUCCUGUGUCGGCUUCCUUGAAGGCUUGAAUGCCGACUGGGACCCGAGUACUCUCCUUCUUGGCCUCAUGUUCAAGGCCGCGAAGAUUCAGGGUAUCGCAGUAGGCUCCAGAAAUGACUUCGAGGCACUUUGCACAUUCCUGGAGCAAAGGGAAGUGAAGCUCACUUCUAUCAUUGACCGGGUUUUCACCUUUGACGAGUCCUCGGAGGCUUUUCAAUACCUGUACUCCGGUAAACAUGUUGGGAAGGUUGUCAUCAAACUCUGA
Lasiodiplodia theobromae is the source of this 1053-nucleotide messenger RNA. RefSeq lists its product as uncharacterized. Gene Ontology annotation, molecular function: oxidoreductase activity. NCBI's taxonomy places the organism in Eukaryota, Fungi, Ascomycota, Dothideomycetes, Botryosphaeriales, Botryosphaeriaceae. The record is from RefSeq and is a predicted model, not a curated record. The transcript has 4 exons. The coding region runs from base 1 to 1053 and encodes 350 amino acids.